GCCCUUCGAGCAGAGCCACCUCCCAAAUUGCAUCUUGCACGACCGGUGAUACUUUCGACAACAGAGGGACCAGAGGGGCUUGAUCCACAACAUUCACAAUGCGAUCAAGCACAACCAGCAGAUUCCCAACAACCGUUCCGCAAGGAUUGGCAGAGGCGCGUGCGGUGCCACUUCGACCAGCCCGGCAAGAAGGUCACCCGCCGUCUGGCGCGCCGUGCGAAGGCUGCUGCCGUUGCCCCUCGCCCCGUCGACAAGCUCCGCCCCAUCGUCAGAUGCCCCACCAUCAAGUAUAACCGCCGGACACGCCUCGGCCGUGGUUUCUCCCUCGCUGAGCUCAAGGCCGCCGGUAUCCCCAAGCUUUAUGCUCCCACCAUCGGCAUUGCCGUCGACCCCCGCCGUGCCAACCUCUCCGAGGAGUCCCUUGCCGCCAAUGUCGAGCGCCUCAAGGCCUACAAGGCCCGCUUGAUCGUCUUCCCCCGCAAGUCCAACAAGGUCAAAAAGGCCGACACCCCCAAGGACCAGCAGUCCGGCGAGACCGUCAAGACCAUUGCCUCCGCUUUCGGUCUUGGUGCCCCUCUUGCUCCUGGCUUCACCGAGAUCUCCAAGAGCGACCUCCCCAAGAACGUCGAGGGCGGUGCCUACAAGGCCCUCCGCAAGGCCAGAUCCGAUGCCCGCCACCAGGGCAUCCGCGAGAAGCGCGCCAAGGACAAGGCCGACGAGGAGAAGGCCAAGAAAUAG
This is a messenger RNA of Podospora anserina S mat+, 738 nucleotides long. RefSeq lists its product as uncharacterized. Gene Ontology annotation, molecular function: RNA binding; structural constituent of ribosome. Gene Ontology annotation, cellular component: cytosolic large ribosomal subunit; ribosome. The transcript has 5 exons. The record is from RefSeq and is a predicted model, not a curated record. The annotation marks the transcript as partial. Gene Ontology annotation, biological process: translation. Lineage: Eukaryota; Fungi; Ascomycota; Sordariomycetes; Sordariales; Podosporaceae.